AUGUUACGCAGAGAUGGCUCAAUACUCGCUGGUAUCAUCUUUUUCUCGGUUGGGGCUUACGGAAAAGCCAUUGACAUCUUUGACAUGACCAGCCUAGAGCCGAUCGAGCCAAAUUACUGUAAUAACAGUGAAAUUCUCGAACAGGCUGGCCUCUACAAAUCGACGUUGGGCCAAUUUUUAGGAUUUGAAUGCAGUCAGGAAUUUUAUCACUGCAGAUGGCAAAGCGACGGAUUCCGUACCUACCGUAAGGCCUGUAAAACCGGGUUGGUCUACGACACGUUUGGCACCCAGAAUUGUAACUACGACUACAACGUGAAGGGAUGCCAAAUCAGUAGCGGCGAUUCCGCCUGCAACACCACCACCAGCUUCUGGUGUCCGCUUUCCGAGCAGUGCGUGGAACUUCACAAGCGUUGUGACGGCACCUACGACUGCAGCCUCGAAGAAGACGAGCAGAAUUGUCCGCUGUGUGCGGCGGGCGAACUGGCGUGUGUGGUCUCGGAGGAGUGCGUGCCCAUCGACAGACGAUGUAAUGGGAUCUCUGAAUGUUCUGAUGGGACCGAUGAGAGGGAUUGUGACGUCUGCGGCCACGGUCUCUUCCAUUGUGGAAAAUCAAACGAAUGCGUACCACUUGAACAUCGCUGUGAUGGACAACGGGAUUGCCGUCACGGUGAGGAUGAGAUGCUUUGCCGGAAUAAGCCCGUCGAAAAAUCGGUUUACACUUGUGAAAAUCGACGAGAGACGAUCCCGAUGCAAAACGUGUGCGACAACGAGAUCAACUGCUCGGAUGGGUCGGAUGAAAAGUAUUGUGAGGUCGCUGGGCAGCCUCCAACUUCCGUCAUCCUUUCGUCAAAUCCUCGACCGGAAGCCCCUCCACAGCCAGUCAUCCCACAAAUUAUCUCUGCGCCUCAAGAACUACCACAACCGGAAGCUCCUGAGCAGGUCUACGAAGAGUAUGAAAACCCUGAAGAUGAAAAAGCAGACUAUCAGGCCGAGAAGGCUGCGUUCCCAAUGAUAUCUAUCCCCGUUCUACCACCAGCACCACCACCAAAGAUCGUUCAGAAGAAAAUUACCCCUAUGAAGGCGGCUACUAGAGCCCCUCCCCCUCCACCUCCACCAACUACUGAACGACCAACUCCAGCCGUUUUCAGCCGACCGAGACCGAGGCCGCAGCCUCGUAUCAAAAUCCAAAAUCCAGCCCCAGCCGUCCCAAAGGCCAUUUUUGUGCAACCAACAUUCGUUGAGGUCACCGCCCCGCCUGCUCCUCAAGAAAAAUCAAUUGAAUACAGCACUGAGGAGGAGACUACUGUAAUCGUUAAGACCAAGCCGACUCGCCGGCCUUUGGGGGUCAAAAAUGGAAAGAGGACCAAGAUCCCGAAGGGCAGGACAACAACGGCUAGUCCGGUUGGCGUGCCGAAGAGUCAGGAAGUCGCGCAAGUUUCUCGAAUGCCACCGCAGAUGAAGAACCCGCCACUAGGACAGAGGUAUUCUGUCGCUCCGAUGGAAAAGGUGACGCGUGUGACCGCUCCUCCAGAGGAAUACGGAGAAACGACGGCGGGUAGCCCGCACAAGCUUAUCCAACAGAUCUCCACCCAUUUGGCCCGUAAUGGCCGAAGUGACGUGACUGCCGACCUGCUCACAAAAAUCGAGGCCAUGCUCACCACCCAGUUAGGGCCAGAGCCGACCACGAUGACGACGACGAGGGGCAAGAAAUUGAGCCGUCGACCUACUAAAUUCGCGCCAACCUCCAACGGCCAGACGACCAUCCAACGUUUUGUAUCUCGGGUUACCCGACCGGCUCGCACCUUUGAAGUCAGCCAGUCGAUGUUCAAC
This is a messenger RNA of Mesorhabditis spiculigera, 1830 nucleotides long. NCBI's taxonomy places the organism in Eukaryota, Metazoa, Nematoda, Chromadorea, Rhabditida, Rhabditidae. The record is from the annotation of a GenBank genome assembly.